AUGGAGCCUAAUCACCUUUUUUAUCAUGACUGGGACCCCGAAUAUCAUGCCAAUCAAUUGAAAGGCAUAUAUCGUCGCUGGACGUCGAAAGACAGAGAGAGGAUAGAAUGCACUGAUGGGUCAGCACAUUUCCUACGCGUUCAAGACAGGCGAGAGUCGCCUGAUGCGUUGGUUCUGUCCAGACCACUGGCGGAAAAGAUACGCAAAGCUUUAUGCAUCGCUCACCAAUACUGGAGAACUCCCGAAAGCGUAGCUGAUGAAGACAAGGGCCGGUUCGAGGCUGAAGCCAGAACCGAGGCUUGGGAGGAAGAGUUGGAACACCUGAUAGAAGUUAUGAAAAAGAAGGUUAAAAAGACAGGACAAGCAACUGAUCAGGAAAGAUAUAAGCUGCAAGACCUUUUGGAAGAGCGGAAGAAGUGUCAUAGGACGAAGAACUACUACCAGUAUUACCGUCGCUUGGCUGAAGACUCGGUAAAGUUAGGCAAGGAGAGAUGGAUAAAUGCUUGGUAUGCCGUGCAACAAGAACUCGAUCGCGUAUCGAUAAGUAUGACCCUGAUCGAGCAUCUAGCCGGGGUGGUUCAGUACCAAGACAACGAGAGCGGCGUAGUCGCUCAAGAUCCCGGGAUGGAAGACAUAGACGCUCACACCGCGGGCAGAGGCGAGAGGCUAGAUCGCAAAGUACACAUCAUGCCCAACGUUCUCGGGCUGAGUCUCGGUCUAGGUCUACUUCUCGACCGCGAAGACAAGACAACAGGUCCAGGCAUCGUAGAAGAGAGCCUCAUACCCAUGACCACGGAAGGCAGGAACGAUCGAGUGGGCGAAGUCGUGGACAAUCUCGUUAUCGAUCUCAGUCCCGCUCACGGUCGCAAAGGCAUGAUCGUAGACAACACCAUGGACAACACCAUGACCGAGCUCAAUCCGAGCAUCCACACGAUGGUCUUGCGAGUCCGCGCUCGCCGGCUUCGUCUCAUUCCCAUGCUCAGAGUGGUCCGGAAUUGUGGCGUGUGGCGGAAUCCAAUUGCGAUACAUGCGACAUCACCCCAGCCCGUCUAG
This is a messenger RNA of Alternaria ventricosa, 1053 nucleotides long. RefSeq lists its product as uncharacterized. Bases 1 to 1053 code for a protein of 350 amino acids. NCBI's taxonomy places the organism in Eukaryota, Fungi, Ascomycota, Dothideomycetes, Pleosporales, Pleosporaceae. The transcript has 2 exons. The record is from RefSeq and is a predicted model, not a curated record.